GAUUUCGCUACCUCGCCGUCGCGUUUUCGCAUUCUCGCGUUCUCGACCUAAAGUCGAGAACGCGAGAACGCGAGAUUAGUCAUUAACGGCCGUCCUCGCACUCUCGCUCCCUCGCGUAAGGACGUUCCCAUAAUUUCACAUGCGUAUUUAACCUAAAGCGUCUGGAGGAUCGGGGUCCUUUUCCGAAUUCGAUUCGGCAAAUAAAAUGGCUUCAAGUUUCGAAGGUAAGUGUUAGACUUUAUACUGUUGUUUUCAUGAAUAAAUCGUCGUUGUUUGAUGACAAACGUAUACGGUAAUAGAUAGAACCUAAUAAUGACAGGUCUGCUGUGUAUAUACUAUAUGUCGGUGGGUGAUGGAGAUGCGUGGGUAUGGGCGGCGGAAAGGCCAUGUACGGUAGGUUACAUUCUUAUAGACAACGUUUAAAUUGUUAGCUUAUUACUUCAGAUAAUUGAGGUGUACAUUGAGGCAUGUGACUGUAUCAGACCGAGGGCUAGACUAGACUCUAAUUAAACUUUUUUUUUUAUUUCGAUCCCACGUAUGAGCGGCGGAAAGCCCGAAAGGGGCAAAAUCCAUUAAAACAAAACCUAUGUCAAAAAUCAUAUCAAUAAACUUUCUUUUCAAAUCAACAUUGGUUUUGUUUUAAUGGAUUUAAUUAAUGAUAUUUAUUUGUUAUGGAAAUAUAGAUACCAGGGAUGAUAUAUUGAGGGAUUUGUUCUUCAAAGAUUACACCAAUUUGGAAAUGCAAACAAAGCUGCACUAUAAAGGAAUUAGUAUGAGUAGUCGUUCAAUAAAAAGACACUUGAGGAGACUGGGUUUGAGGCAACGUGGAAGAUGGAGUACACAAGAAAUUGUUACGGCAAUUCAGGAAGAAAGAAAAGGCAGUGGUCAAAACCUGGGAUACCGCAGCCUGACUAAGAGACUUUUGACAAAGCAUGGCAUGGCAGUUGGAAGAAAAUCAGUAUCUAGCAUUCUUAGGCAAAUUGACCCAAACGGUGUGGAGCUUAGGACACAUCACUGCCUGAUCAGGAGGACAUACUACAACAAGGGGCCCAACUUCCUGGUCCAUAUAGAUGGGUAUGACAAAUUGAAGCCUUUUGGAUUAGCCAUACAUGGAGCCAUCUGUGGAUUUUCACGACGUGUCUUAUGGUUAAAAGUUGCCAGAACCAACAAUGACCCAAGAGUGGUUGCCUCAUACUUUCUAGAUUUUGUAGAAGAGAUACAUGUUUUGUUUCUUAAUCAAAAUGAUUUAGGAGUUCCAAGGUGUAUACUUACCAGACAACCAGAGGAGUGUCCUUCUGGAAAACCAGAGAUGAUGUAUCUACACCCUGAGCUAUACGGGACAGUGGAUUACAAAUUUUCAGUGAAAUUAAGUGAUGUGGAGUCCUUGAAGAGUUUCUGUAGUUAUCCAAGCUGCUAUGGAUGCACAGAGGAGAUGAAGGAACACUUCACGUCUAUUUUGCUUGAAGGUAGAAGGAGUGAGCCUAUAAAUUCUGAAGAUGCAAAGGAACUGUUCCAAUGGAUGUUACAAAAGAUAUAGAUUGGAUAAGUUGACAAUGUGAUGAGGAUUGUGACAAUAAUAGUUUAUCCUCAAAAACUUUAAAGAUUAACAAAAACAAGAGGCCCAAAGGACCUUAAAUGGUUAUAGGACUACAUUGAGUAUGUCAAACUUCAAAAAGUAGUAUAACCCAUAAUGGUUGAAAUGUUGGAUACAUGUGACCUUAAAAGUAGGUCAAGCUUAUUCAUUUGAAUAAAAUUGGUAUUCCUCCAU
Messenger RNA from Pecten maximus, 1768 nucleotides. RefSeq lists its product as uncharacterized. The record is from RefSeq and is a predicted model, not a curated record. The transcript is spliced from 7 exons. The coding region runs from base 656 to 1537 and encodes 293 amino acids. NCBI's taxonomy places the organism in Eukaryota, Metazoa, Mollusca, Bivalvia, Pectinida, Pectinidae.